Blastocystis hominis is the source of this 915-nucleotide messenger RNA. RefSeq lists its product as hypothetical. Bases 1 to 915 code for a protein of 304 amino acids. The transcript has 3 exons. NCBI's taxonomy places the organism in Eukaryota, Bigyra, Opalinata, Blastocystidae. The record is from RefSeq and is a predicted model, not a curated record.
AUGAAUGAUUCCAAUCAAACCUCAAAUCAACUGUCUAUUGUAAAAACAAGUAUUCCCACACAUGGAAAUGAUCUACUGACCCCUAUUCAACUAAAGGACUUCGAGUAUGAUUAUGCCAAUAUACAUUAUCCAGUUCCAUUCAAUAAGCUGGUUUCGGAUAUCUCCAAUCGAUAUGAUAAUUAUGGAGUGAAGAUAGAAUCAGUUCCAUUCGUUCUAACAGGUGAUAUACCCAAGUUUGAGAAGCAAACAUCAGAAGUGUUAAUGAUGACUGGAGCAUCUGACAACCAUGCUUUGGGAUCGUUCAAUUGUCUCUUCUCUAUGGUAGUAGCAGAUCCGUAUGCUUCUUAUAUGUAUAUCGAUUUGGGAUUAUCUACAAGAUUCAGAAACAUUUUGUUUACUCAUUUCAAUACUAUUCAUCAAAUCCAAAAGAAAAUGAACUCGACUGGAUUCAUUGCAUAUCGUAAAUUCAAAUUCAACUCAUUUCCAGCAUGGAUAAAGCUUGCAGGAAACAAACAACAACGAGGCGGAUAUGCAUGGAAGGUAAUUCCAUUAGGAGAUGCCUAUUUUGCCUGGAAAGGCAUAGUAUUUUGGCUAGAUGGAGGAAGCUUGAUUCGCGAGGGAAUAAAUCGUGAAUUGACAAAUGUUCGGAUGGAUGGAAUUUACAGUUUAUUAUCUUCAGGUAAUCAACAGAAAUGGACUUAUAAUGCUACAUCAGAUUUCUUAGUACGAAAUCAUUUGAUCGAUCGUUUUAACCCCAGGGAUCCAAAUGCAUCUGGAGGUCAUCUGAUCAUCGAUUGGUCUAACAAAACUGUAUUGAAUAAGGUAAUGAUUCCCUAUUAUCAGUGUGCUUUUACCCAAAAAUGUAUGUCACCUCGCGGAUCCAACAAGAUCAAGCAGUAUUGUCUGCUUUAUUGA